AUGCCAGCAUCAGUGGCCAAAGAUAUUGAGAAGAUAAUGAGAAAUUUCUUAUGGGGAUCUUCGACGACAACUCUUAUAUUGAAGAAUGGUGCUUCUAUCCAGUUUUGGUCUGAUAAGUGGGAUCGUAAUUUUGUCUUAAAAGAUAGAUUCAGUUCUAUUUAUAAACUUUCCAAGCAAAAGAAAGUUUAUGUUAAGGACAUGAUUUCAACUAAUGGGGUUUGGAAUUUCAGUUUCAAGAGAAAUUUAAAUGAGCAGAAAGCUGGAGAGAUUGCUAAUCUGCUGCAUUUACUUGAAGACUUUACCAUAGCAGUUCACACUAAUGAGGAGGAAGAUGACCGGAAAUGGAACUUUGCUACUGAGUUCUCAGUGGACAGUUGUUACACCUCAUUAGAGAUUGAUGGGUUUUUGGUUUUCCCUCAUAAGCAAAUUUGGAACCCAAAAAUCCCACUGAAAGUUUCUUUCCUAGUUUGGUGUUUAUGUCACAACGGAGCACCAACUUUGGAGUUUUUGCAUCAAGCUGGAAAGGUAAAUUCGCCAACUUGUCAUUUGUGUAAUGAAGAGACUGAAAACCAAGAAACUAUAAAAUCCAAAUUAUGGGAAUGGUCGGUUAAGAAGAACAGGAAUAUGAUAAAGAGGAUUUGGGGAAUUUUACCUUUCGCAAUCUGGUGGACAAUUUGGAGAGAGCGUAAUAACAGGGUGUUUAACAAUAAAAAGAGAAGUAUUGAGCAGUUGAUUAUAUCAGUCAAGUAUACGCUUUUAUAA
Papaver somniferum (opium poppy) is the source of this 762-nucleotide messenger RNA. RefSeq lists its product as uncharacterized. The transcript is spliced from 2 exons. The coding region runs from base 1 to 762 and encodes 253 amino acids. The record is from RefSeq and is a predicted model, not a curated record. Lineage: Eukaryota; Viridiplantae; Streptophyta; Magnoliopsida; Ranunculales; Papaveraceae.